UCAAACGGAUUUCAGUGAAUCUAAACCCAGUGUGAUCGAGUGAUCGUGACAAACAGAUGGACACCGGUGAAGGGGAAUCAUCCGGAAGCAGUGCGCUGUCCGCCUUCAACAGUUUGUUCUCAUUCACCAGCCCAGCGGUGAAAAAACUUCUCGGCUGGAAGCAAGGCGACGAGGAGGAAAAAUGGGCCGAGAAGGCGGUCGACAGUUUGGUGAAGAAGCUCAAAAAGCGCAAAGGUUCCAUCGAGGAUUUGGAACGGGCACUCUCCUGUCCCGGGGAGCCUUCGAAGUGUGUGACAAUUCCACGAUCGCUAGACGGUAGACUGCAAGUGUCCCACCGAAAGGGACUUCCGCAUGUUAUCUAUUGUCGCGUCUGGCGCUGGCCUGAUCUGCAGAGCCACCACGAGCUGAAACCCAUCGAAACCUGCCAGUAUGCGUUCUGCGCCAAGCAGAAAGACGUAUGUAUCAACCCGUACCACUACACACGCGUGGAGAGUCCGAUUCUUCCCCCGGUGCUGGUUCCUCGACACUCGGAGUUUGCGCCAGGCCAUUCGAUGCUGUCGUUUCAUCAAUCGACAGAAUCUACAAUGCCACACAAUGUAAGUUACACUAAUGUGGGGUUCAGUAGCGGAGCAAGUUCACCGGCUUCCUCUCAGAUGAGUCCACACGGGCCGAUGGCGGGUAUGGGUAGCCCUGGCUCUACUCCCCACAGUCCUUAUGGAUCAUCGCCGGAAACACCUCCGCCCGCUUACAGUCCACCGGAAGAUGCGAAAAAUCAAUACAACAGCCACAUGGAAACAAACCAAGCACAAGGCGAAAUGGCAUCCGUCAGCUAUCAGGAACCGCCGUAUUGGGCCAGCAUAGCGUACUAUGAGCUAAAUUGUCGCGUUGGCGAAGUAUUUCACUGCAAUUCUACCUCAGUUAUCGUUGAUGGCUUCACAAACCCAUCGAACAAUUCGGAUCGCUUCUGUCUCGGUCAGCUGAGCAACGUUAACCGGAACAGUACGAUCGAGAAUACCCGGCGGCACAUCGGAAAAGGAGUCCAUUUAUAUUAUGUGGGCGGUGAGGUGUAUGCUGAGUGCCUUUCGGACGCCGCAGUUUUCGUGCAGAGUCGCAACUGCAACCACCAUCACGGAUUCCACCCGAGCACGGUAUGCAAAAUUCCGCCGCGUUGUUCGUUGAAGAUUUUCAACACCCAAGAGUUCGCCCAGUUGCUGUCCCAGUCGGCGAACUAUGGUUUCGAGGCGGUGUACGAGCUGACCAAGAUGUGCACCAUCCGGAUGAGCUUCGUCAAAGGCUGGGGAGCGGAGUAUCAUCGGCAGGAUGUCACCUCAACUCCGUGCUGGAUCGAGAUACAUCUUCAUGGACCACUGCAGUGGCUAGACAAGGUUCUGAUAGAGAUGGGAUCGCCGCACAAUGCGAUCAGUUCGGUUUCAUAG
Toxorhynchites rutilus septentrionalis is the source of this 1436-nucleotide messenger RNA. RefSeq names its product protein mothers against dpp-like. Gene Ontology annotation, biological process: cell differentiation; SMAD protein signal transduction; regulation of transcription by RNA polymerase II. The transcript has a single exon. Gene Ontology annotation, molecular function: DNA-binding transcription factor activity, RNA polymerase II-specific; I-SMAD binding; RNA polymerase II cis-regulatory region sequence-specific DNA binding. Bases 57 to 1436 code for a protein of 459 amino acids. Gene Ontology annotation, cellular component: heteromeric SMAD protein complex. The record is from RefSeq and is a predicted model, not a curated record. Lineage: Eukaryota; Metazoa; Arthropoda; Insecta; Diptera; Culicidae.